UUAAACAGCAUCCCAACACCUUCAGUUAUCAGCUGAGAGCUCAGAGCCAGACUGUUGCUCACCCCGGCAUCGCCUCCCAUCCGGCUAAGACUAUCCAUAUUAGAACCAGGCACAAAGAAAUUCUGCUUGAAACCGGACAAGUUUUUAAUGGCGAGGCUCAGUCAUUUGUCACAUUCUCUAUGCACAUGUGCCGUGAUUAGGGUGUGAAUUCGUUAAAUCCGAAAUUUGCCACCUGUCCUCUACCGGCGAGGCAACGUUGAUAAAAGAAAGAAAGCAAUAGAGACACAUUUAGGCUACCUCCUGAAAGAUUGACCAGUUGCGCAGUUUUUGUAGGCGGUAGACUCAGAACAGUUGCACCUGCUGAGACCUCCGAAGGACUCUCUGAACUUAUGCAGACGAACACCCGAAUGAUGGAGAUGAGGCUGGGUGUGAUUCUGGGGGCCAUCUGGCUCCUCGCCCUUCCAGCCACCUCCACUCCCAUCCAGGAGUCAGACGACUCCAAGCUGCUGCAGGUGACCAUCCCCACCCCCCCGCAGGUGUCUGCCACCCUGGGGGGGUCCCUCACCCUGCCCUGCCUGGUCUCCCUCUCCCAGCCCCCCCACACGCCCUCCACCUCCGGCCGGCGCGCCGUGCUUUCGGUGCCGCGCGUCAAGUGGAGCGUGCUCUCUGAGGGCCGCGACACCGAGAUCCUGGUCGCCCGUGGCGACCGCGUCAAGGUGAGCGAGGUGUACCGGGGCCGGGCGUCGCUGCUCAGCUACGCGGUGUCCCCCGCCGACCUCAGCCUGCAGCUGGACGCCAUGGGCUACAACGACACGGGCUUCUACCGCUGCGAGGUGCAGCAGGGCCUGGAGGACGCCCACGAUGCCGUGCAGGUCAAAGUCAAAGGUGUGGUGUUCCACUACCGCGACGCGUCCAGCCGCUACGCCUUCACCUUCGACCAGGCCCUGGACGCCUGUGAGGAGAUUGGGGCUCGGGUGGCCACGCCGGAGCAGUUGCUGGCGGCGUACCGCAGCGGCUACGAGCAGUGUGACGCGGGCUGGCUCUCGGACCAGUCUGUCAGAUACCCCAUUCAGAUGCCCAGGGAGGGCUGCUUUGGGGACAUGGACGGGCAGCCAGGAGUCAGGAACUAUGGGCUGCUGGAGCCAGAUGAGCUGUACGAUGUGUACUGCUACGUUGAAAAUAUUGAAGGGGAGGUGUUCCACGGCUCCGCCCCCCAGCGGUUCACCCUAUGGGAGGCCAAGGCCUUCUGCCAGGACCAGUGGACGGAGUUGGCCACCACGGCCCAGCUGUACGCGGCCUGGAACGACGGCCUCCACCACUGCAGCCCCGGCUGGCUGGCCGACGGGAGCGUGCGCUACCCCAUCGUGGUCCCUAGGGAGCGCUGUGGCGGCGGGGAACCCGGCGUCCGCACCGUCUAUCGCUUUAGCAACCAAACAGGGUUCCCUGAGCCGCACACGCAGCAAGACGUCUACUGCUUCAGAAGCAAUAACGGCCCCCACACCGACUCCCCCCAUACAUUCCAGGCCACUGAGCCACAUGAGGUUGAAGACCAUGACCUUGACGACCCUCUUGAGGAGGUCAUCGCCAGCAAGGGGACCUUCCAAGAGCAGAACCCAGCAGGAAGGCCUUCUGGACCAGAGUCCCAGAGUCCGUCGCCGGGUGAGGAGUACCUCACAGUGUCCAGGGACCCGACCGAAGAGCACCAUCCAUCUGCCACCGUCCCGUCACAGAUUGAACCCCCUGCGGUGGCCUCCAGCUACCCCGCGUCCUACCACCCAUCCCCUGAAGAACACCCCCUAACCACCCCCCCUCUUCCAUCAACUCAUCAAUACCUGGGGGGAGAUGGAACCCCAACCUAUGGACCAUCCCUAGAGACUGAUGGGGAUGUGACCACUACACACACUGAUGGGGAUGUGACCACUACACACACUGAUGAGGAUAUGACCACUCUACACACUGAUGAGGAUGUGACCACACAUGAGGCUGAUGAGGAUAUGACCACUUUACACACUGAUGAGGAUAUGACCACUCCACACACUGAUGGGGAUGUGACCACACAUAAUGCUGAUGGGGAUGUGACCACUCUACACACCGAUGAGGGUGUGACUACACAUGAGGCUGACGGGGAUGUGACCACUCUACACACUGAUGAGGAUGUGACCACGCAUGAUGCUGAUGGGGAUGUGACUACACAUGAGGCUGACGGGGAUGUGACCACUGUACAUACUGACGGGGAUGUGACCGCUGUAGAGGCUGAAGGGGAUGUGACCCCUGUAACUGAAGAAUCCCCAUCGCUUCCUGUCUCCCUCGAGGAGUCGGACAGCACUUCACCUGGAGACACGUCCGAACCCACGGCAACUCCCGACCACUUUGAAAACACCCCGGAGACCGCAACCGUGGCGACGGCGCUCGCCAUCGGCGCACCGGAUGCAACCGAGACGCACAACACCGAGACGCAAGGACACGGGGCCGACGAAGAGUCAGGGGAAGAGGAGGAGGACCACCACACCCUCGCCGACAUACAUCAGGAGCAUGUGUCUGAGGCCCACACCCCCAGCCCGCUGCCCCCCCUGCUCUCUGGGCCAACCACAGCUGAGCACCCUCUGACAGAAGAGGGGGGGUCUGAAGAGGAGCCUCUGAGCUCGCGCCCCGACGAGAGCGCCGUUCCGCUGGGCUCCUCCCACGACCAGACGCCGGAGGAGAGCAGUGGAUCCGCGGCCCAGGACAGCACUCCGCAGCCAGGGCCGGAGAACCACUUCACUACCCUCCACUACAUUUCCGCCAUGGGUCUGACAUCCGGGCUCUCUGGGUCUCUGUCGCCCUCUGCUGGUGGCGUGGAGGAUAGCAGCCAGCACGAGUCGGGCUUCACCCAGACACCUGAAGGCGGUGUGGUGUUGGGACGGGUCCAAGACAUGGAGCAGGAGGUGUUGAGCGAGAGGGUGGAGGUACUCCUCGGGGGGGAACAGGAUCCUCUGAAGGAAGCUGUGGAACACAGCUCCGGCGGCGAGGGCUCGGCCGAGGUGUCCGGCGGGGCCCUUGGGGAGAGCUCCGGCAUGGAGCCCGAGGAGGGGUCCCUGAUGGAGGAACAAACGCCCGUCGCAGUCACCGACGGAGGAGGCGGAGCCUCCGAGACAACUGACUCCGAGGAGUCCUUUACGGAGUCCUCGGUCACCCUCCUCCCCGAUGACCUCACCCUGACCUCUGAGGCCGCGUUCACAGGCCGCAGCCCCACCCCAACCGCACCUCAGGAGACCCGCUCCGACGUGGAGUACAGCGCGGAGCCGCCGGUUACGGUGGAAACUGGCCUCGCCGAUGACAUCACCGAUGAGGAUCACGAGGAGGAUGCUACCAUGAUGAUGGACUCCACCUCUCUGGAGCAGCGUCACAGCGAGACCCCCAGCCCCCGCCCUAUCGAUGCGUACUACGCAGGGUGGACAGCGGAGGACGUAAAGGAGGAGGUGGAGCAGGAAGAGAGUUACACACACUCAGCCUCACCCACAACCAGACGUGAUGAUGGCGACAUAGAUCAUUGUGUGGAGGAUUCGUGCCUGAACGGAGGCACCUGUGUGGACAGAGAGCCCAGGGUGUGUGUGUGUCUGCCCAGCUAUGGAGGAAACCUGUGCCAAACAGACCUGAAUGCGUGUGAUAUGGGCUGGGAGAAGUUCCAGGGCGUGUGCUACCGCCACUUCUCCAAGCGGCAGGGCUGGGAGGUGGCCGAGCAGCACUGUCGCAUGCUGGGGGCCAACCUGGUGUCCAUCAUGAGCCCCGAGGAGCAGGACUACGUCAACGGUAUCCGGCCCUUACCCCCACCCUACCGUGGGGAUAAGUAUAAAGAGUACCAGUGGAUCGGUCUGAACGACAGAACCAUUGAGGGAGACUUCCGCUGGUCGGAUGGAAACCCUCUUCUGUAUGAGAACUGGUACCGGGGCCAGCCCGACAGCUACUUCCUGUCUGGGGAGGACUGCGGUGUGAUCGUGUGGCAUGAGGGCGGCCAAUGGAGUGACGCGCCAUGCAACUACCACCUCUCCUACACCUGCAAGAAGGGCCCCUCCUCCUGCGGCGCCCCCCCGGAGGUGCUCAACGCCAAGGUGUUUGGGAAGGAGCGGUCGCGCUACGAGACCCACGCCAUGGUCCGCUACUACUGCACAGAGGGCUUCCUGCAGAGGUUUGACCCCGUCAUCAAGUGCCUGAUCAGCGGGCAGUGGGAGGGGCCUCAGAUUACCUGCACAGAACACUCCGAACAACUUGUGCCAAAUCAAAAACCCCUAGAAGGCUACAGUGCUCUGAGUGGUGCACCAGCAGAUUUAAGCGACCACCAUUCAGAGUGAGGGGGUCCUGGAGGUCCUUGAAGGUCCGUGAAGGUUCUAUAGGUCCUGGACUCCAUGGGGAAACCAGACCUUCCAGACCUGCAAUAACUACUACACCCACCUACACCUCCCUUGGUUUCUUCUUCAUUUCAACACAUCUUUUGUUUUCCUGUCGCACAAACUGUCCUAUCUUGUUUUAAUGAUUUAUAUAUAUAUAUAUAUAUA
Messenger RNA from Gadus morhua (Atlantic cod), 4532 nucleotides. RefSeq names its product brevican (gene bcan). Gene Ontology annotation, cellular component: synapse; perineuronal net. NCBI's taxonomy places the organism in Eukaryota, Metazoa, Chordata, Actinopteri, Gadiformes, Gadidae. The transcript has 15 exons. The record is from RefSeq and is a predicted model, not a curated record. Gene Ontology annotation, molecular function: hyaluronic acid binding. The coding region runs from base 390 to 4328 and encodes 1312 amino acids. Gene Ontology annotation, biological process: glial cell differentiation; skeletal system development; positive regulation of neuroblast proliferation.